UACCGCGAAUCCAAAAAAGCGAAUAUCAAAAUAGCGAUGGCAAAAUAGCUAAGUAUAAAAUAGCUAAAAGCCAUAAUAGCGAAUGUUCGAAACAGCCAAAGUAUAUUAUUUUUAAUUUAUUUUCCUGAUUAGUAAUAGUUAUAAAGAUACAGAUAAUCACAAUCAGUUUUAUAGCUGGGUUAUCCAAUAGGUAUAUAUUACGACAAGAUAUGGCGAGAUUAUGACGAGAUAUAAUAAUAAAAUAGGUGGAUUAGAUAUGAGCACAAUAUUCGACAGCGACAGUGUAUGUUAAACCGCACAGUAUUAUAGUUAUAUAACUCGUGUAUCAUACAGUUUCACAGUUAUGUCGUUUAAAAAUAUCGAAUAUUUAAUAUCACAAAAAAAUAAACCACUCGUAAAAUACGAUGGGUUUUUGUAUCGGAAAGAUUGCGAAAACGGCGAAGUUUCAUACUGGAGAUGUGCGGAAGUUGAAAAAUGUCGUGGUCGAAUUAAUAUUAAAAAUGAUUUGGUUAUUAAAGAUUCUUCAUUCAAACAUGUACAUGUCCCCAAUCCAGCUAAAAUCGAAGUCAAACAACUAACUGAAGAAAUGAAAAAAAGUGCUUUAACUACUCAACAUAAUCCAAGUAAAAUUAUUAGUGAUAUUGUAAAAACGGCAUCAUCCAAUGUAAUUCAAGGGAGUCUCACAAGUGUACCAAAUCUUAAAAGAAUUAUUCAGCGAACUAGGCAAUGUAAUCAACAUUCUCCACCUAAUCCACUAACCUUGAAAGAUUUAGGAGAAAUUCCAGACAUUUAUAAACAAACAAACAAUGGAAGUAAGUUUUUGUUAUUUGAUAAUUAUGAAAUUAAUGGUCCUACAAAAAAUAGAAUUUUAAUAUUUUGUACACGUGAGGGAUUAGAGUUAAUGUCUGAAUCUGAACAUUGGUUCGCCGACGGUACAUUUAAGAGCGCUCCUUCUAUAUUCACACAAAUAUACACUAUUCACGUAUUGAUAUAUAAUACUGUAAUACCAGUAGUUUUUGCAUUAUUACCUGAUAAAAGUACUUCAACAUAUUCUUAUUUAAUCAAAACACUAAAAUCGCAUAUACCAUUAAAUCCUAAAACUAUUAUGACUGACUUCGAACAAAGUGCGAUAUUGGCAUUUAAGGAAAUUUUUCCCAAUAUAAUUUCUCGUGGCUGUCACUUUCACUUAAGUCAAUGUGUAUGGCGAAAAAUACAAUCGAUACCCACGAUUCACGAAAAAUAUAUAACUGAUGCAGAAUUUUGUAUUCAAAUACGAUUGUUACCAGCACUUGCUUAUGUACCAGUAUCUGACGUAAUAGCAAGUUUCGAGCACUUAUGUGAAAGUGAUUAUUACAUAGAACACGAAGAACUUUUUCGACCACUACUGGACUACUUUGAAGAUACUUGGCUUGGAAAGACGGUGCGUAAACGACGUCGAGGUCCAACAUUUCCUCUAGAAAUGUGGAAUUGUUAUGACGCGAUAGAUUUGCCAAAGACUAAUAAUUCAGUCGAAGGUUGGAAUCGUGGUUUUAAUCAUUUACUUGGAUCGUGUCACCCAACACUUUGGAAACUUAUAGAAGGGUUCAAACAAGAACAGACUAACACAGAAAUGAAAAUAGAGCAAUACAUAAGCGGACAAAAUCCAAUAAAAAAAAAGAAAAAAUAUCAAGAUACUGCAUUAAGAAUUUUAGAAAUUCAAAAACAAUAUACAGAAAGAAAUAUCUUAAAUUAUUUGAAAGGCAUAGCCUAUAAUUUAUCACUACAAGUAUAA
This is a messenger RNA of Melanaphis sacchari, 1771 nucleotides long. RefSeq lists its product as uncharacterized. The transcript has 2 exons. Lineage: Eukaryota; Metazoa; Arthropoda; Insecta; Hemiptera; Aphididae. Bases 344 to 1771 code for a protein of 475 amino acids. The record is from RefSeq and is a predicted model, not a curated record.